Botrytis deweyae is the source of this 900-nucleotide messenger RNA. RefSeq lists its product as uncharacterized. The coding region runs from base 1 to 900 and encodes 299 amino acids. The record is from RefSeq and is a predicted model, not a curated record. The transcript has 4 exons. NCBI's taxonomy places the organism in Eukaryota, Fungi, Ascomycota, Leotiomycetes, Helotiales, Sclerotiniaceae. Gene Ontology annotation, molecular function: steroid hydroxylase activity; heme binding; oxidoreductase activity, acting on paired donors, with incorporation or reduction of molecular oxygen.
AUGAGUUUUGGUGUGAUUUUGAUGUUCGGCAAACAGCUGUGCCCUAGUACUAUUCCUGCUCCUUGGGCUAAUGAUAUGAAAGAUGCAAAUGCUAUUGGCCAGAAUGCUCUAACGAGGUAUUUUGAAAUGUCCACCAGUCAGCGUCCGGGUGCCUGCUGGCUCGUGGAAGCAUUGGAGAUUGAAAUGAAAGCUGUGGGUAUUCAAGCGCCUGAUAUCGCUGCCUAUCUUACGAUGAUCUAUUGGGUGAUAAAUGCAAACGCCUGGAAAGUAUCAUUUUGGAUGCUCGCUUAUGUUCUCCACAAUCCAAGCCUUUUGGCCAAGAUACGGCUUGAACUUAAACUCAUCAUGACAACUCCCGCAUCUCAGGAUCCCAACUCUCUUGCCAAUUCAUUUGUUCCUACAGCUACUCCCCAUUUUCUCGCCUUGUACCACGAAGUUUUGAGGCUUAUAACUUCAUCUGUGUCUGUUCGCAAUAUCGCAUCUCCUACUUACGUCGGUGGAAAAGAACUACAGCCAGGCGGGAGAGUCAUCAUUCCAUAUCGACAAUUAAUACUCAAUGAUGAAGUUUUCGGGGCCGAUGCUGGUGGAUUUCACCCGGAGAGGUUUAUGACCAAUGAUAAGCUGAACGUAAACCCGAGCUACAGACCUUAUGGCUGUGGUUCAACUUACUGCCCAGGGCGAUUUCUGGCCAAGGCGGAGGUAUUAACUUGUGUUGCUUUAGCUCUGUGGAGAUUUGAUAUGCAACUCAUAGAUAAAGAAGAUAUUGGGCUUGAUAUUCAUGAAAAGAGCUUUGAGUCAAGGGCUAAGACACAGUUUCCACGUCUGGAGAUAAAGAAGCCUUGCUUAGGCAUUAUGGGCCCAGUGGAUGGAGAUGAUGUUUUCGUCAAUAUUUCCUCUUGA